AUGGCGGUCGGUCUACCGGUCCUGUUGGCCAUUUCCCUGGUGGAGGCCUACUUCCUCCAGCGCACCGUCUUCGCCGAAGAGGCAUUUCGCACGGUCAUUUUAGGUGCCUUGGGUGUGAACUUCGUACUCAAGGGCAUCUACAGUGCGAUAGUAUGGCCCUUGUUCAUGAAUCCACUGCGCCAUCUUCCCACGAUCCCGGGCUAUAUGAACCAUGCCAAGAUCAUCUUUGAUUCCCCCCGCGGUCGCUCGCCGUUGCACUGGAUGAAGACCAUCCCCAAUGAUGGGCUCAUUCAUAUGCGGGAUAUGAUCAGCCAGAGCUACCUGAUCCCUACGAACCACCAGGCACUGUUGGAUAUCAUGAGCACCAACACUUACGACUUUGAGAAGCCCUGGCAUGCGCGCAACUUCCUCGCUCGUAUUCUCGGUUUUGGUCUUAUCUUGUCUGAAGGUCCUGCGCACAAGAAGCAGCGGAAGGCUCUCACGCCUGCGUUCAAUAUUAAGAACAUCCGCGCUAUGUACUCUCUGAUGUGGGACAAGACGAAUCAGCUCCUGGUUGAGAUGGAGAAGGAGCUGAAGUUGAACCCGAUGGAGGGUACCAACCCUGAUGAGGGUGUCGGGAAGUUGGAGAUGGGAGUUUGGGGAAGUCGUCUGACUCUCGAUAUUAUCGGCCCAGCUGCGAUGGGUCGAGACUUCCGUUCUCUGCAAAAUCUCGAUAACAGAGUCGCCGAAAGCUUCCUGAACAUCCUCGAACCCACCACCGAAAAGAUGGCUUUCCUAGCUAUGAACUUUACUUUGCCUCAGUGGAUUGCUCAGCGUGUGCCAUGGCGUUUGAACCAGGUCGUGGCCAAUGAGACCGGCUUCCUGCGUGACCUGUGCACCGACAUCGUUGUCGAGAAGCGGAAGUUCCUAGCUGAUUCCAAGGCAUCUGCUCAGGACCUUGAAGCUGAUAUUCUCGGCACGAUGAUGCUGGGCGGUGAUUUCUCCGACACUGAGCUAGUGGAUCAGAUGUUGACUUUCCUGGCUGCCGGACACGAAACCACCGCAAGUGCCCUAACCUGGGCAUGUUAUCUAAUGACUCUCCACCCCGAGUGCCAAGAGAGACUCCGCGCCGAGAUCCGCGCAAAGAUUCCAACCGCCGAGACCCAAAUCACCUACAGCGAUCUCGAAUCCCUCCCCUUGCUAAACGGCGUCUGCCAUGAAGUCCUGCGCCUUUACCCCACCGUGCCCGCCACGAUCCGUGAGUCCGUGCGUGACACAACGGUGGCAGGCAAACACGUGCCCAAGGGAACGCGUCUAAUUCUCUGUCCCUAUGCAAUCAACCGCUGCCCGCUAUUCUGGGGCGACAAUGGCGAGGAAUUCCUUCCCGAGCGUUGGAUCGACACAGACAAGAACGGAAACUUGGUUCCCAACAAGAAUGGCGGUGCCUCGACUAACUUUGCGGAGAUCACUUUCCUGCAUGGCCAGAGAUCGUGUAUUGGAAAGGACUUUGCGAGAGCGGAGUUGAGGUGCGCGGUUGCGGGUGUUGUUGGACGGUUUGCUCUUGAGAUGCAGGAUCCUAAGCAAGAGAUUCAUAUUGCUGGGGCGGUUACUACUAAGCCGGUUGAGGGGAUGCAUUUGAGGAUGCGUCGGGUUGAGGGGUGGUAA
Molecule: messenger RNA, 1644 nt
Organism: Penicillium atrosanguineum
Lineage: Eukaryota; Fungi; Ascomycota; Eurotiomycetes; Eurotiales; Aspergillaceae
Product: cytochrome P450
Exons: 4
Coding region: 1-1644 (547 amino acids)
Molecular function (GO): iron ion binding; oxidoreductase activity, acting on paired donors, with incorporation or reduction of molecular oxygen; monooxygenase activity
Source: RefSeq, a predicted model, not a curated record